Messenger RNA from Owenia fusiformis, 7852 nucleotides. The record is from the annotation of a GenBank genome assembly. Lineage: Eukaryota; Metazoa; Annelida; Polychaeta; Sabellida; Oweniidae.
ACGACUGGAGAUGUCUUACAUAGAAGUGUGGACUGUAUCAUAUUGUUUAUAUUUUAUGUUUAUAUUAUGUAAAAGCACACCUUGGGUUAGAGAAUAAUCAAAAACAUAUUUAUUUAUAGUCUCAGAAAUAACAAAAAUUAACUGCAGUAUUUCUAAAUAUUCAUCAUGAAAACAACAAGAGAGAGUAUUUAUAUAACUACUAUUUCAAUAAAAUAGUGUUUAUAAUGUCCCAGCAAAGUAAAAACAUUUGAUUGAACCCUGCAUUGUGGGUGUUUGCAAUAUACUUGCAUUCCUAUCAAAGGAAAUAUACCCCUUUGUGGACUGUGAAAAGUUAACCAAUAUUGAAAAUCAAUAUAAUCUAACCCUGCAUGGAUAUUGAGUGAAAUGUAUUAGUUCUAAAAUUAGCCCAGGUUUACACAGUUCAUUGGAUUUGAUUGAGUGUUGGUACAGUUUUAUUUCACACCUGAGAAAUGUGAGGAGAGAGGCUGAACUAGGAACAGAAGAAUUUAACUUCAACAUCUUUGAGUCUGCCUGGUCCAGUCACUCAGUAUUAGAACAGUUCAACAGAUUGUAACCAGCCAUAACAUUUCCCUGUCUGAUUUAAUUCUACAACAAAGGAGCAGUUCCGUAAAAGCACAGUUCCACAGAUUGCAACAAUAUAUGAACAGUUUGGUAGAUUACAACCUUCCAUAGCAGGUCGUGGUUUGGUCCAAUUGUACAGUAACAGAACAAUUCCACAGAUUGCAACCAGCCAUAACAACUCCCUGUUUGAUUCAAUUGUACAAUAUACGAACAGUCCUCAGAUUGCAGCCUGCCACAGGAGCUCCCCCGUUACAUCCAACAGACCACACAUAUCCUUGUUUAGCAGUUGACUACAGAAAUCCUGGAAAAGCUCCAAAGAAUCGACAAUGGAUACUUCACCUACUCGCCAGGACUCAUGCAAGAUGUUUGACACCAACCAAGAUGAUGUCAUCUAUUUAGAUCUGGACAGUGGAACACCAUGCAGGGUCAAUAAACACAAAACAUCAGACAGCAACAAUAACAAUCUAUGCAAAACCAUUGAUCAGAAUAACAACCAGCAUGGCAAAGGCAUGACUGACAUGAACAACACAUCUCCACUUAUUGACAGUGAUAAAGAGUUUCAUUCACCAGUCAAAAGUUAUUCAGUUAAUCCUGAACCAUCUGUUCAUAGUGGUCAUGAUAAAUCAGUGCUUCCACCUAUAGAAUCAUUCAUACCUUGUAAACCAACUUGGUUGUUUUCAGGACAAGCUAGUUUCACAAGUAAUGGUAAUAUCCAUAUGGGAGAUUCUAAUUAUUCAGAUAGUGUUAGUUAUAUUGGUGAUAAUAGAAGCUUUAUGUAUGAUACUUUAGCUGAUAGGAUUGAUACACCUCCAUCUGCCACACAAGGCAAUCAUCAUGAAGAUCUUCCGGGUAGCUUUGCACCUAUGGGCACAGAGUAUGAUGGUUUAAAUUCCUACAAGGAUGUGGAAGAUGGUAACCUUGUUAGGAUAUCUUCACCUGACCAACAUACUGUGGAUGAUGAAUUUACCUAUGCCCUUAAUGAAACAUUUAAGGAUUGUAGUGAAUCUGUUGGUAAAUACAGCUGCAACAGUAAUCAACAGAUGACAGAAAGUCCAAAUGACCAGGUACAUACAACCAUAAAGGGGAACAUUGAGUCUUCAAAGACUUCUAAGAAAUGCACUUCAGUUGAUACAUCCAUGACAAAUGUUUUGGACCAAACUCCAACACAAAUUUCUAUUGAUGAGUCAUGUACAGAAGUUCUGGAAAAAUCAAAAGGUCAAAGGGAUUGCACAACAGAAAGCGAUAAUGUUGAGAAUGUGCCUACAUGUGCUGUAGAUGAUAACUGCCUGAUAACUGAUGUUGAAUUGCCUGACACGCUGACCAAACAGACUCAAGAUCACUUAAGAUAUCAAGAGCAGUCCGUUGAUGCACCUAUGAUCAGUGUGCCAAUGAGUGCCAUUCCAAGCGAUGCCUCAAAGAACCAGCCAGGGCAUCAAGGAGAGACCGAAGCUACAUUGAAAGAUCCAUUUGUAAAAGGUAUGGCCACUGGAAAUGAUGUAAAGACCAAAUCAUCAUCAUGUUUGAUUGAACUACUUCUUAGUGAUGAAUCAACAACACAGAAAUCAACUGAAUCUAAAGCACCCCAGUCGCAAGCAAGAAGGGAAAAACCAAGCUUGGGGAAAACAUCAGUUAAAACAAUUAAGCGUAUAGUUAUGAACAAGACUCAAAGGAGAAAAAGGAAAAGUACUAUUGCAUCUUCAUCAUUUAACACACAUACAACUGAUAGUUUUCCACACACCAAUAGUGAGUUGCAGCAUAGUGGGUCUAAUACAGAGCAUGUAUCCAGCUUAGCCCAAGUACCACCAUUGGCAGCAACAUAUCCUUUAAGUGUUCCACCCCCACUGGGUUAUCAACCAUUAUGUUCACCCCUGUCCAUAAAAAUCCCAAAUUAUUCACAGGGAUGUCCUCUACUGUCAAGAGAGACUCCUCUUUCUUUGAGACAAUAUGAAAUGAGACAACCAAUUUUGUAUCCACAUAGAUAUCCAGAUGUUCUAAGACCACGCUUGUAUGGCACUUCAGGAGGAUACAUAUCUGAAGAAAAUAACAGAAAUAUCCCAGCUUCAUUAUCCACAAAGAGCCUUCCAAAUCCAUUUGUUUCUGAAGCAUCACCACUGUUGAAUAUACCCAGGCCAAGAUUCUUCCAAGAAACUGUUCCAAGAUUCACCAGGUCGUAUCCAAUGUAUGCCCCUUACCAAAUGCAGCCAACAGGUCAAAAUGGUGCAUUUCCAAUGUUGACUCCACAACCAAACAAUGUACAACAAUCAUUCAAUGGUAGGUAUGAAUCUCCUCUAUUUCCAAGUCCCAGUUUCUUCCCAAGGACACCAGUAUACAGUCCUUAUGGCACACCCAUAGGUGGGGCAAGAACUGACAGAGAAUACAGUUUAAGGUAUGGUAUGCCAAAUCCAUCAGCAGUUGACAGAUUGCCAUCUUAUAAACCUCCAUUUAUACCAGGAAUGUGGAGUCCUGUCUCGUCACUUGUAGAUGAUCAUAUACCUACACCUCCAAACAGAAAUGAUAAGCAUGCAUCUGCAUCAAAAGUCAAAGGUGCAAGAACUAGGAAUAGAAACAGAACAUAUGGAAUAAAGAAUGCAAAGAUGUUAAUGAAAGCUAUCAAGAAAGAGCCCAGCUAUGAAAUAGGACCUUAUGGAUCACUUAAAGGAGUCAGUAACCUGACAUCUCAAAAGUAUCUUUACAGCACUGAAAAUGGAACAUGUGCUCAAUACUCAGAUAUUUCACCCUCUAUAUUAUCCCCUGAUAAUGUCCCAAAGAAAGGUUCUUUGUUACGGGAUUUGCUGGAGACCCCAGGAAGCAGUCCAAUUGAGAACAUAGAUUCAUAUGACGAAACUCAGAGGGAUUUACAUCAGAAAACCCCAUCAUUUGAAGUAUUCAAGAAAAGAAAUGUUUCAAAAACUCUUGAAUCCCAAGAUAUAGAUAAAAAGGUAUCAGAGAUCCAAACAGACAUCACAGAUAGUUCUGUAUGUAUUGUAGACCAACUUAAAUCUGGAACAAAUUCCUGGCACCCUUGCAUAGGAUUAGAUAAUGACAAUACAGAAAUUCACAAAAGUGAAAAAACCCCAAAUAUUGGUAUUUCAGAUGUGGUGUUAAAAACACAGCAGUACUGCCCAAAUAGUCCAAUUGAAACCUCUAUGAAGGAUCAUGAUGAUGUUAUAGGGGUUGAUAGUGAUAUGGACAAUAGUGAAAUUAUUGUAAUUGAAGAAAGAAAAUGUCUUAAAGAUGAUGAAUUGAAUCACAAUAAGAAAGGUCUAUCUGUCAAAGACCUGGUGGAUCUAUGUACAGAGGAAUACACAAGAGAUUACUUGGAAAGCCAUACCAACACAAUAACUACAGCACAUGGUUCAACUUCAACCAUAACCACACACUCAAAGUCAUCAGGUCAGACCAAGCAAAAUGACAAUUCUGUACCUAUUUUCCGACCCUUUGACUCCCCAGUAAGAUCAAGUGAGGGCAGUUUUACAAGGCCAAAUUGCAUGACAACCAAAAGCUUGGACAGGGGAGUGGGUGUUCUAGAUCCUGCAGGUUUCACUUAUACUCCGAGGUUUCUGUCCUUUAAUGUUUGCCCGCAGCCCUCAGUAUAUGAUGGAGCAAUCCUACCUGUAGUAUAUGGCGAUUUACCAAAGCAUCAUGCAACUCCAAGGAUGUCAUUUGGACAUUUCCCUCCCUUGAGCCAGAGCACACCACUUGCUCACACAGGUCCUCCUAGAUCCCAUCCAGGGACUCCAUUAUCAAAUAUAUACAGAGGGAAUAUUAGCUCAAAUGCAGAGAAGCUACAGCAAGUGUACAGUUAUCCAGACCUUGACACUCCAUAUCUAAAUCAGUUAUCCAGAAAUACAGCUCAAAAAUCACCAAUACAGAACCAUUUGGAUUGUGAUGUGAGCCCAAUUGAGAUAAACCUUGAGCCAAAUCCUGUGUCACACAAAAAAAGAAAGAAGAGGCAUAUUUCUAAACGCCCGAAGACAAUAAGUCCUGCUCCAACAAAAGAAAUGAUGGAACUCAGCUCAGAAACAAUCAACUCACUUUUGAGGAAGAGGAUACGGCAGAAAAAGAAAGAAAAAGUUGUGAAUGUGAAUGGGCCUAACCACAAAGAUCAUGUAUUCAUUAAGCCUAAAACAACAAAUGUUGCCCCCUUGCCCACAUUCAGGCCAGUACUCUUUAUGGGUAACCCUCCCUGUAGUCCUGCUCUGACAAGAUGUUCACAGAGUAGCAUGGUACCACAAAUCCAACAGACAAAAAGUAUGCCAGCAUUGACAAGACCAAUUAUAAAUGUACCUGCUAUAUCACAGACAACAAACAAUCUAUCAGUGCCUCCACAUCCACCUAGAAUGCCAAUAUUGAGAAGUAACCUUCCGGUCUUUCCACAGUAUCCUGGCCUACCAAUCUUCUCACAGACACCUUGCAUGCCAAUGAUGUCACCUAUAAUUACCACUCCAAUGUUGUCAAGGACUACAAGCAUGCCAGAAGUGACACAGACUUCUAGCCUGCCCUUCUUUUCACAAAUGCCAGACAUGCCUAUGCUGUCCACAACACCUAACAUGUCAAUGGCUUCAAACAUGCCUAUGAUACCAAUGAUACCACAAGUGUCUCAAACUGCCACAAAUAUUCCAUUCUUACCUAGAUAUUCAAACACUCAGCAGGUACUGCUAACACAGCAGCAACCAAAUGGACAAUACUUGACACAUCAAUUGUUGGCAAAUUCAAUAUCUGAGGGGAAGACUUCCACGACUGCACUGGUGUCUUCUCAAAUUCCAGUCUGUACUCCUGUCACACGUGCGACAGACUUACAAUUUCACCCACAAAGAAAACAGUCACAUCUUGCAAACAUGACAGGGGCAGAUUCCAUUAUAAAUCUUAAACAGGUUCAGACUGAAAGUCAUAGUGCUUUAGAUUUAACCAACUCAUCUUUCAUCAAUAAUGAAUGGAUAGGGAAAGAUUCACUGAAUACACAUGAUGAUCCUAUUUCACAGGAAAAUGGUGUAAAGACACAACACAACAUGAGCAUGCAAAAUGCAGUGAGUGUUAUAGUAGGAACAACAGAUACUCCAUCUCAAAAAACAUUUGAAGGUCCAAGACCUCAUGAUUCACAUAAUAAUCCAAAGAAUGUUGUAGUUCAAAUUGAGGAUACUGAGACAGGUUCAUUAUAUGAACUAGUUGAUUCAAAUCUGGAAAAUGGUAACGGCUGUACAGAUGAUCCAUCAGAGUUACCUAGGUUCACUCAAAUUUGUGCAGGGACAGCUGCACAAGCUACUGGUAAAAUAGAAGACACCGUUGUUGGAAGUGGUGAGCAAUCAAAACCUGUAAGUGAAAUUAAUGUUAACUCAGAGUAUGAUGUCCCUGGACCAUCUAAUGAACCCCAAGUUAUAGAUGCAACAGAAUUAUAUUCUACCUCAGGUAGAACUAACCAUGAAACACAAUAUGCAAGCUCAUUUGGCGAGAAUAAGCUUAUGCUCUCAUCACAAAAUGAUAGUGUACCCGUCCUGAGUAAUAAUGAUUUUCAAAUGGCACCUCUGUUUGAGAAUAGAGAUGUAAUGCCAUACCCAGUUUUCCCAUCACCUUUCAAUGUUCCUGAAGAUACAUCAAAGUUGCUCAAUACACCUUCAUCAAGUUUUGCACAACAUUCUCUAAAUGAAUCAUUCACUCAACCAGUACUGAAUACUCCUAAUAGAGAGGACAGUUUGCUUUGGCAACCUUGGGGUCUCCAGAAUCUGCAUCAACAGACAAUUAAUCAUACUCCUGGUGCUUGUGGCUACUUUAGUGCUGGUACAUCUGAACCUAAAUCUACAAGAUCCAGAAAGAAAAAAACAGCUCAAGGUGGUGACAUAUUAUCAAAAUUAACAAGAGAUCUUGGUAUCGCACCAGGACCUGAGAAGAAAACUACGCCAACUAAAGCACAGGACUCGUGUCCUGGUAGCAAGAAAAAACAUCAUAACAACCGACCAUUGCCACAUGAUGCCCACGAAAUACUUAAUCAAUGGUUCACUACACAUAUUUUGAACCCUUACCCAUCCAAGGAGGAAAAGAUUAUGCUGGGAGAGGCAUGUGGACUUUCAAUUACACAGAUAAAUUCUUGGUUCGUCAACAAACGGAAUCGUACUAACAACACACGUCCAGUUAGACACAAGGCUUAUGUGUAUGAUAAAAUAAAUUCAGUGAAAACUAGACUUGCCAAAGAGCUAGAAGCAAAUGGAGGCAAGUUUGAAAAUGUGGACCUGUACAAUCAGAGGAAAAUUGUUGAAGAUGUUACAGAAACUGUUUCUCUGGUUCAAAAUUUCAUAUCAGUCGCGGAAACAUCUUUUCCUGACCAAAAAUUUUCAAUUUGUACUCCAUUAUCUCCAAUAAAAGAUGUGUUCUCUGAGAAAAAGGACCUUAUUUGAGUCUGAUAUAUUGGAGGAUGAUAUUUUCCUCAAUCUUGGAUUAAGAUGAUCCAAGAUAUUUUGUUAUUGGUAUUUGAAGAUCUGAAGGCCAAGAAUGGCCAAGAAUUAACUUGAUUGAAUAAUUUUUGUGAGCUUAGGUUUAUGAGGGGUUUAAAAGUGUUUCUCAUUAUCAUAGUGCUCGGUUUCUUAUUCAUAUAAGUACAUACCUGCAAGUUGUGUUUGAAGACUGUAUAUUCCAAGUUGUGCUGAAAAACAUUAUUUGACUGAGAAAUAUUAAAAUGAAUAAUGAAUGACAUAUUCCAUUAUAUUUCAGUUCAUACAUGAGGGGCAUGUACCCUCAGGAUAAACCCUAUAUAUCCAAAAGAAACUAUACAUAGCCUAACUGAAGGCUCUUGAGAAUUCUUAUGCAAGAUGCGAUUUUGAAAUCUCAAGUUUUGAAUUCUCUGUAGUUUAUUCACUGUGUUCAUUAAUGUCUGAUUAUUGUUCAUUUUCUCAACAUUUUCUCAGAUGAACAUUUUCAGCUGUAUAGAUGUCUCAAUGCAACACAAGAGUAGAUAGGAAUUGAAAUGAAAAUUCCAUGGAUCACCUCAUAUGUCCUUCUAUCCUUGGAUAUAAUGAGCUUUCUAUUCCGUACAUUUACUAGGGUGUUUUACCCCAAAUUCAUCCAAGAAUAAGAAACAUGUUCAUCUUUGUUAUAUUUCUCAAGCCAUUCAGGCUGCGUGAUAUAUAGCAAAAGAAAGAUGUGUUCCUCAACAGAAUGGAAUAUACAUAUUAUCAAAAAUAGUCUCUUUAUGUAGUUCAUAGAUAGUCUUGGUUUGCUCCGAUAUUACAAAAGGGGUGAAAGUGGUCUUAUAGUUAUAUUGAAAUAAUGUGUAUAAUUU